GGCCACCACUGUUGAAUAUAUUAAAUAAUUUAUUACAUAGGAGCAAUAUGCAACCGCAGAUGGCCGUUCAGAAAUUUAUGGAAGAAGCUGUUGUCUUCAGGGGGAAAUUUAACCGUGACAAGACAAGGCAGGCUGGCAGAAGACUGUGGAGUACAUUGGAAGAUUCAGAAAUUGGUAAUUUUGGAGGAGAUUUUAAGCAAAAAUAGAUACAAGAUGAAUAAAUAAAUUGCUCAAGCUAGCCUUAAGAAAAGGCUCAGUAGAACUACUAAAGAAGAGUAUAAAGCAAAAGUCUCAAUACAAAUAAAAAGGUUAGAAGCAUCUCGAGUAUUGAUAUGAAAAAUAAGAAAAAGUUUGCAUGAAGAAACAUUGAUAGCAUCAUUAAUCAUUGAAGUGGGAAUACCCUAACUUGACAUAACAAUCUAAUCUUGAGCAAACAGAUUGGCAAUUCCCAGAUGAAAUUGAAAUAGCAUUAUAGCUGCAAAAAUGAGGAUUUCUGGUGCAAAAACUACCCUUGCUACGAAACUGUUUAACAAAGAAAAGAUUUUAAACCGGAAGCGAAAAAUUGAUAAAUACCAGUUUCUAAAAUUAAAGGCUAAGGUAUUGAGGGAUAGAGGUAGUAGCCUGCCCUCUCCUCAUGGAAAUAACUAUAAUUACGAUGAUAUCAGCAACAAUAAAUAACAGAUAUAUAUUUCAUAAAAUGGGUGAAAAUUCUCCUCAGCUAAAUAUUUUUACAGCUAAUGUAACCUUCUCUAUUUGCCCCUCUGCGCUAUCCCAAGGAAACCUGACGAAGGGUAAGCAGCAUGAAUACUGUAAAAGAGAUGAGAAACUUGGAGCUUGCCUGAAAUCCAGCAUAAACAGAUCCUUCAAGUGAUCUAACUCCAUAUUGCCCAAGAUCGGCAGGAAGUUUACACACUAA
Molecule: messenger RNA, 916 nt
Organism: Moneuplotes crassus
Lineage: Eukaryota; Ciliophora; Spirotrichea; Euplotida; Euplotidae
Source: the annotation of a GenBank genome assembly